AUGUCAGUUGACUUCGAUGUACCUCUCUGGCUAUAUAUUUAUUAUCAGUUUAUCGGAACCGUAUCGUUGUUUUUGAACUUGUUCACAAUGUUGUUGAUAUUGUUCAAAAGCGAGAAAAUUGACGUUUUCCGGAAGUCAUUGCUAGUUUUUCAGGCAACCUGCACUGUCACCGACAUCCACUUCACCUUCCUAAUGCAACCUCUACCCCUAAUACCUAUCAUGGCGGGCUAUUGCGUGGGCUUCCUGGCAAGAUGCUUUGACGUCUGGACCCAUUAUCUAAUAGCCUUCGUCGUUGGGACCAUAGUGGCCCAGCUUGAAAGCCUAACAUUUUGCUUCGUAAAAAAACAUCAGACUAUUGCAAAUAUCACCAAAAAACAUGUGAUCUCGAAGAGUGUCGACGAUGCGGUCACCUGGUUUAUGCCGUUUUUUCCAGUUUUUGGAUAUCUCGCAUUUUGCAGUGCUGGCAUGAAGAGAGAGGAGCAAAUGGAUUAUGUCAAGCUGCACCGUCCAGAGUAUGUUCUGGAAUUUUCUGAUCUACCGAAUUUCGCAAUCUAUGAGCUGAACUUCUGGCUCUACCUUGUCAUUUGUUUCGGCUCGCUUGGAGCAAUUUUCUGUGGAGCUGUAUUCACUUUUACCACUGUUGACAUGUUCAAAAUGCUGAAAAGAUCACGGCGAAAGAUCUCGGUGUCCAACUUUAAAAAACAGCGAUCUACGAUCAAAAGCCUCCUGGCACAAUUUGCGGCUUCAUCCCUUCUUCUUAUUCCGCUCCUUUGCUUUUCUCUAGUUUUAUUGCUGAAAUUCGAUGGAUCCCAGGAAAUUUGUAAUAUAAUUUUGAUGGUUUUCUCUACAAGAUCAUCGGUGAACGCGGCGGUGCUGAUUGCAACUACACCUCCAUUCAGGAACUUUGUGUUGAGGAAAAACUCGACAAACAACUUUGCAAUCGCCACAGUGGCUAUUUCGAUGAGUCGGACGUCUUUUACCUAAUCCUAAUCUAAUAUGAAUCAAUUUUUUUGAUUGUAAAAUUAAAAAGUAUUUACAUUUAUUGGAACAAUCUUAAAUUCCAUAAUUUAUUUCAUUUUAAUUUUAAAUAAACUUUCUA
Caenorhabditis elegans is the source of this 1099-nucleotide messenger RNA. It is a transcript of the gene sri-39, whose product is annotated as Serpentine Receptor, class I. The record is from RefSeq and is marked reviewed. The coding region runs from base 1 to 984 and encodes 327 amino acids. The transcript has 3 exons. NCBI's taxonomy places the organism in Eukaryota, Metazoa, Nematoda, Chromadorea, Rhabditida, Rhabditidae.